This is a messenger RNA of Nymphalis io (European peacock), 3262 nucleotides long. RefSeq names its product membrane alanyl aminopeptidase-like. The record is from RefSeq and is a predicted model, not a curated record. Bases 233 to 3028 code for a protein of 931 amino acids. Gene Ontology annotation, cellular component: cytoplasm. Gene Ontology annotation, biological process: peptide catabolic process; proteolysis. The transcript is spliced from 16 exons. Gene Ontology annotation, molecular function: metalloaminopeptidase activity; peptide binding; zinc ion binding. Lineage: Eukaryota; Metazoa; Arthropoda; Insecta; Lepidoptera; Nymphalidae.
UUAAAUACUUAUCAUAUAUAAUCCAAACGCGGGUGAAACGUGAUAAAGCUUUGAUUUUUCUUUAUGUGACCCAUCUGUGACCGACUUGGUUUCAUCUAAAUAUACUCAUUCUAAAAUAUAUUAUCAAAGUAUAUUAAUGAUAAGGUAAAUCUCGAGAUGAUUCUUAUCGUGUAGCAAGACUAAAGAGUGAAUACAGUUUGUUAAAUAAAUUGCCGUAGUGAAGACAACAAAUAUGUUGCGGCAAUUAUUUUUAUUAGCGUUUAUUUGCGCUGGCAUAACGUCUGUUUACUCGAAUAUAAACUACAGGUUGAAUAUAACUCUGGUACCUUCAGCAUAUACUAUAUCUAUAACGCCAUAUUUCGAUACCGGUGACAGCAGAGCCUUCACGUUCGAUGGAGAAGUCACCAUAACAUUCGUGGCUGGAUCAAAAACUGAUACAAUAAAAUUCCAAUCAGAAGAUCUAGACUUCGACGCUUCUAAUAUAACUGUAACAAGUGGUGGUAAUGCUAUCAGCCUCCACACUGAUAUUCCUCUGGAAUUUGAAGAUGAUUACACAUUUGCAUACGUUAAUUUAAAAAAACAAAUGAUACCUGGAGUUGAAUAUACGAUUAAAAUUAAAUAUCAAGGGCCAAUUAGAGAUGAUUUGAAUGGUUUUUAUAAAAGCUAUUACAUCGAAAAUGGUGUUAAAAAAUGGCUUGGCACUACUCAAAUGCAAUCUACUCACGCCAGAAAAGUAUUCCCAUGCUUCGACGAGCCAGAACUGAAAGCAGUGUUCACCCUCAUCAUCGACAGACCACAACAUUACAAACCGACGUUAACGAACACAAAGCUUCAAAGCAGCGUAGCACUGUCAAACGGUUUUAUCCGUGAAACUUUUUAUCCAACGCCAAAAAUGUCUACCUAUUUGGUUGCUUUUCUAAUAUCAGAGUUUGAAGCUGGAGUAACCGUAACACUUGGAAGUAACGAACUUGGAGUAUACAGUAGACCAGAAGCUAAGAAUCAGAGUGAAUAUGCAUUUGAUUUUGGUCAAAGAGUAGUGCAGGCGCUUGGUGACUAUUUUGGAAUUGAUUAUUAUUCAAUGAGUAGCGAUUUGAAAAUCGAUCAUAUUGCAUUGCCUGAUUUUAGCGCUGGUGCUAUGGAAAAUUGGGGACUUAUUAAAUACAGGGAAGCUGUGCUAUUAUAUUUACCUGAAGAAUCAACACCAUAUUUUAAAUAUAAAGUGGCUCAGAUAAUUGCUCAUGAAACUGCACAUAUGUGGUUUGGCAAUUUAGUAACCUGUCACUGGUGGAGUGAUACCUGGCUGAACGAAGGUUUCGCGAAUUAUUUCCAAGACUAUAUAACCUCUUUGAUAGAACCAAGCGUUGGGUCAGGAGAUAUGCUGGUUAUUGGUUCAGUGCAUUCAGCUUAUGACGCUGACAGCACACCCGAUUCUCCAGCAAUCUCUAAAAACAAUGUUAAUACGCCAGCGGAAAUUGAGGGCCAUUUUAGUAAAAUCACCUAUCAAAAGGCAGGUUCAGUUAUUAGAAUGAUGCAUCAUUUAAUAGGAGACGAUGCGUUUAAGUUUGGUCUGAAUGCAUAUUUAUCAGCAAACAAAUUUGGAUCCGGUUACCCAGAUAAGCUGUACUCUUCUCUUACUGAGGGUAUCAAUAAUUUCAACUCAUGCUCCAACUACUCCGGAUUUAAUUUUACAAGCAUAAUGAGUUCAUGGAUCACACAACCCGGUUACCCGAUUUUAAAUGUUGAAGUAGAUCAUGCUAAUUCAUCAAUUAUCUUAACCCAGAAACGUUUCUACAUGAACUCGUCGCAUUCUUCUGAUAAAAUUUACAAAAUACCGAUCACUUAUACACUUGACAAAGACUUCAAUUUCGAAAAUACGAAACCAGCAUUUAUCAUGGAUAACAAAACAUAUGUAUUAACAAUUCAAGAAAUAAAAGCGAAUCACAGUUAUCCAAUCUUCAAUAUUCAAGAAACUGGUUUCUACAGAGUCAACUAUGACAGACAAACAUGGUCCCAUAUUUCGGAACAUUUGAAAGGAAAUAAACGGGAACAAAUUCAUUAUAUUAACCGUGCUAAGAUUGUUAACGAUCUUUUUACGUUCCUGUUUGCUGAUGAAGUACAAUUUGAACUUCUCAAUGAUGUGCUUUAUUUCUUGAAAAAUGAAACGGAAUUUGCGGUGUGGAACGCAGCAAUCCGCGGUUUUAACGUACUGAGGAAUUAUUAUUUCGGUUCCGACACCUUGGCUCUUAUUGAUGGGUUUGCUUUACACCUAAUGGAAAAUGUAAUUAAACACUUGGGCUACAAAGUGCGGAGUACGGAUGAUUUCGUUACUCUUAGGAACAGAAUGCAGGUGAUGGAAUUCGCUUGCAAAUUAGGACAUCAAGGAUGCAUUGACAAUGCACGAGCUAUAUUCCAAGAUUUCAAAACGAAUGGUAAAUGGAUUGAUCCUAGUCUAAGACCAGUAGCAUACUGUACAGGCCUCCGUUUGGGUAACGGUGAAGAUUACGACUUCUUGUGGAACAGAAUGACUACAUCCAAUGUUGCUAAUGAGAUUUCGACCAUUAGCGAAGUUUUGGGUUGCACUUCAGACAAAGCUAAACUGAACAGUUACUUGGUUUCAAUGCUUGUUGAAAACAGCCCAAUAAGGACUCAAAGCCUUACAGUUCCUCUGGCAAGUGUUCUCUCUAACUACAGUAACGUCCAUGUCGUUUUGGAAGCAAUACAAGCAAAUGUAUCUUUGUGGCGAUCAAUUUACCCAUCGCUGGGCUCAGUUCUGUCUACUGUUGCCAAUUCUCUGCAUACUCAAGAAGAUUUUAAUAAAUACGAUACCUGGCUGUCGUCUUGUUCAGAAUGUGGUGAUAAUGUGGUGAAUGCCGCAAAAGGGGCGUUGAACGAAGCUAAAAAGGUAACAGCAUGGGCUGACAAUCAUAAGAGCUAUAUAUGGAGCAGUUUGAGAAGUGACGCCAGGAAGUUAUCAGCGUCGAUCCUGCUACUGGUUCUAAGUGUUAUUACGCUAGCCAAUGUAUUUUAAGACCGCGAUAUAAUUCGUGUUUAUUAUCUUUUAUUUUAAUUCUAUUCUCUAAUAAAUUCAAAAAUUAAAUUUUAAAUUAACUUUAUGAAAUUUAACAUUACUUUACUUAUUAAAUAAUUUUUGAUAGUAGUUUUUUUUAGAUCUUUUUAUAAUUUUAUGUAAGAAUUAAUAUUAUUUUAACUUUAAAAUGUGAAGAGAUCCCAAUCCACUAAAAUGUAAUUUGUAAAUAUAUGG